AGACAAAUUACGAUUGGUCGUUGGACAUUUCCGGUGUCAUAGUUUAAAAAGUGUUCGAUGGUCGACCGUUGCAGUUAAAAUAAGGCUCCUGCAAUGUUGCUAAAACUGAAGUUUUAGCAAUAACUGACGAUUUAUUUCGAGAGGUUGCGCAAAAUAUCGGCCUUUGUUUUGGGAAGAUUUCAAAGAUGGCGCAGCGCCCGACCGUGUCGGAUCGGGGGACCAAGAAGACCUCCAGGGUUCGUGUAGCGGUCCGUCUGCGACCUUACGUGAGCAGACAAGAUGAAAAGGGCGAGGGCCCGUGUGUACGAGGCCUGGACUCUCAGAACCUGGAGAUAAUUAAUUGGAGGAAUGCAACGGAGACCGUGAAAUACCAUUUUGAUGUUUUCCAUGGAGAGCAGACAACCCAGCAAGAGGUUUUCCUUUCCUCAGUGAAGCCCAUCCUGCCACACAUUUUAAACGGACAGAAUGCCAGUGUGUUUGCUUAUGGGCCAACAGGGGCUGGCAAGACCCACACCAUGUUGGGAACUGCGGAGCAGCCUGGUGUUAUCCCCCGAGCGGUACGUGAGGUUUUUAAUCUGGUCAGUGCCAAAGAUGAAAAUGAAGGGUGGGACUACAUCAUUGGCAUGUCAUAUCUGGAAAUUUACAAUGAAAAGGUUCUUGACCUUCUAUCACCAAGCUCCCAGGAUUUGCCGAUCAGAGAGGACAAGGACAAGAACAUUCUCAUUCCUGGCCUCACCCACACAACCCUCUCCUCGUUCUCAGAUUUUGACAAGCAGUUUGUCCCUGCAACCCUGAACCGCACCACAGCUUCUACCAAGUUAAACCAGCGAUCCAGUCGCAGUCACGCUAUUCUGCUCAUCAAGGUCGUUCGGACUCAGCGGGCCAUAACCAACCGACAGCAGACGGGGAAACUUUACUUAGUAGACCUAGCUGGGUGUGAGGACAAUCGUCGCACCGGUAACCAGGGUAUACGUCUGAAGGAGAGCGGCGCCAUCAACCUGUCUCUCUUCGCGCUCAGCAAAGUGGUGGAUGCCCUCAACUCUGGCACCGCCGUCCGUGUUCCUUACAGAGACAGCAAGCUGACACGCCUGCUGCAGGACUCUCUGGGUGGCUCGGCCCACUCCGUCAUGAUCACAAACAUUGCACCAGAAAAUAAAUAUUAUUUUGACACCUUUGGCGCACUGAACUUUGCAGCCAAAUCUAAGCUCAUAGUGAACAAGCCCUUCACAAGAGAAACUGUGGCUGUGCCUGUGCUGCCAGUGAAGCGGUCCAGAGAGGAGCACGAAGCAGGAGGUUGUGUCACUGAGCCACACAAGAAGAAGCAAAAAGAUGAAAAGAAAUGUGAACAGGAUGGCUCCUCGCCCUCAGCACAUAACCACAGCUUGUCAGAACCGUCUGUGAUGGACCGACUGAUAGCUUUGGAGAAGCUCAUGAUGGUCUGCCAGGACAAAAACGGGCAAACUGUACGCGAUGAGAUCCAGGAGCUUAAAGAGAAGCAGAGGGAGUUUGAAAGAAAGUCCGUGCUGCUCAGUCAGCUGGCAAAGGAAAAAGAGGGGCCUGUGUUCAAGAACAAUUUAGCUCCCCUGCAGAGGAAACCGUCAAAUGUUACUAAACCCAAUAAGCAGCAGGCUGUGGUCCAACCCUUACAAGUGGUCAAGUUCCAGCCGAUUCAGCAGCUUGCAGUUGUCAAGAAGCAGUCUGUCUGCGUCACGAAGAAAGAGAAGAAGCUUUCAGACCUGGUUGAGCCCCCAGAUGGUAAAGAGAACGCAAAGGAGACAUCCUGGGAGUCCCAGCUUGACACAUCUGUGCUAGAUGGGUCCAAACAGAAAAUCCUGCAUGUUCUGAAUACUGGCUGCCUCAAAGAGCUGAAAGGGCUGCAGCAGAUCGGUGACAAAAAGGCCAAACUCAUUCUGGGCUGGAGGGAGAUCCAUGGACAUUUCACAAAGUUGGAAGAUCUGAUAAACGUAGAGGGGAUGACUCAGAAGAGAUUUUCUUCCUUCAUGAAGGCAAACAUCCUGAGUGCCAUGGGAAAAUGAUUUAUUGGCUUUUCCCUCAACAUGUAUCAGCUCAUCUUUAAUGUACAUAAUUUGUGACAAACUCAUAAUUUUUGCCUUUAUUUUAUUUUUUUGCUUUUUUUUCCCCCCAUUUAUAAUAUUUUUGUAGUAACAGCUUUUUUCCUGCUGGUGGCACUCAAGUAUAUUUUUAAUAAACCUCACCUGAACAAG
This is a messenger RNA of Girardinichthys multiradiatus, 2225 nucleotides long. It is a transcript of the gene kif22, whose product is annotated as kinesin family member 22. The record is from RefSeq and is a predicted model, not a curated record. Gene Ontology annotation, molecular function: ATP binding; microtubule binding; microtubule motor activity. Bases 186 to 2036 code for a protein of 616 amino acids. NCBI's taxonomy places the organism in Eukaryota, Metazoa, Chordata, Actinopteri, Cyprinodontiformes, Goodeidae. Gene Ontology annotation, biological process: mitotic spindle organization; microtubule-based movement. The transcript has 13 exons.